AUGAUUACAGAAUACUUAGAUAUUUCUACCUGUAAGAAACAUUUAUUGUACGUCGUAUGGAAGAAAUCUGCUGAAGCAGCAUGCAGACCUGUUUCCAAGAAACCAAAAGCGAUAACAUUUCUUGAAAAUUUCAAAAUUUCAUCAUUUGAUAUUUUCGAUAUCAAUCUUAUUAAGAUACUUAUGAAGUUUCAUCCUUAUGCUGUAAUUCGAAAUUAA
Clunio marinus is the source of this 216-nucleotide messenger RNA. The record is from the annotation of a GenBank genome assembly. Lineage: Eukaryota; Metazoa; Arthropoda; Insecta; Diptera; Chironomidae.